CAGCUGCAUCUAAUGGAGCGCGAAUGGAGACGCACUGGAACAUAAACCUUUGCUUCUGAAACUGAGUCAAGAUGCAGCAGCAGCGACACACAGACCUGCACUAGGUCUUAAAAGCAAAGUUUCACGUUCAUCUUAAAGUGGAGAAAGAAAUCAUGAACUUAUCAGAGCCCGUUUGGCUCUCAGAUGAGCCACGGAACAUCAGCAGAGCGGAGGAAGAGGACCAGAAACUUUUCGGGAUCGAAACGGAUAACCUCAUCACGCUGCUGGUUUUCGGGCUCAUCUUUACGCUCGGCGUCCUGGGUAACUCCAUGGUGAUCACCGUGCUAGCCCGGAGCAAACCCGGGAAACCACGGAGCACCACAAACAUCUUUAUCCUCAACCUGAGCAUAGCUGACCUCUCCUACCUGCUCUUUUGCAUCCCCUUUCAGUCCACCGUCUAUAUGAUGCCGACCUGGGUCCUGGGCGCUUUUAUCUGCAAAUUCAUCCACUACUUUUUCACUGUAUCUAUGCUGGUGAGCAUCUUCACCCUGUCUGCCAUGUCCGUGGACCGGUACAUCGCCAUCGUGCACUCCAGGAAGUCCUCCUCUAUCCGGGUAGCGAGGCACGCUCUGAUCGGAGUGGUGGUGAUUUGGAUUCUGUCCCUUGCCAUGGCUGCGCCCAUCAUGUAUUACCAGAACAUCUUUCACAGCAGAGAUAAUCUCACCUACUGCUGGGAAUUGUGGCCGGAUCAGAACCAGAAGAAGGUCUAUGUCGUUUGUACGUUUGUUUUUGGGUAUGUGUUGCCCCUGCUGCUGAUUACCUUCUGCUAUGCAAAGGUUUUAAAUCACUUACACAAAAAACUAAGAAAUAUGUCCAAAAAGUCAGAGGCAUCCAAGAGAAAGACUGCGCAGACGGUCCUGGUGGUGGUGGUGGUCUUCUGCCUAUCUUGGCUCCCCCAUCACGUCGUUCACCUCUGGGUGGAGUUCGGGACCUUCCCUCUGAACCAGGCCUCCUUCGUGUUACGGGUGGCGGCCCACUGCCUUGCAUACAGCAACUCAUCUGUCAACCCGGUCAUCUAUGCCUUUCUGUCGGAGAACUUCAGGAAGGCUUACAAGCAGGUGUUCAAAUGCCAGAUUGGUACCAGUGGCUCACCUCUGAACGAGAUCAAGGAGAUCCGAAGCAAAGCGGACACGCCGCCUUCUACCAACUGCACCAAUGUCUGAAUGGUUACAAGUGGAUGGUGACACAAAAACUAACUAUGGUGACCGUCACACAAUGAUUAAAAUGACUUCACUGUGACUGAAGCAUCAGACUUGUGUGUCUAUGUGGAUAUUGUUUCUUUAUGUUUGCUGGGAUAUUGCUCUGCAGCUGAACUGUUCAUUGCGCUGUUCAUUGAAUGCAGA
Notolabrus celidotus (New Zealand spotty) is the source of this 1382-nucleotide messenger RNA. RefSeq names its product galanin receptor type 1-like. Gene Ontology annotation, cellular component: membrane. Gene Ontology annotation, molecular function: galanin receptor activity. Lineage: Eukaryota; Metazoa; Chordata; Actinopteri; Labriformes; Labridae. Gene Ontology annotation, biological process: positive regulation of cytosolic calcium ion concentration; negative regulation of adenylate cyclase activity; G protein-coupled receptor signaling pathway. The transcript is spliced from 3 exons. The record is from RefSeq and is a predicted model, not a curated record. The coding region runs from base 153 to 1202 and encodes 349 amino acids.